Messenger RNA from Dictyostelium purpureum, 963 nucleotides. RefSeq lists its product as uncharacterized. Bases 1 to 963 code for a protein of 320 amino acids. The transcript has 2 exons. Lineage: Eukaryota; Evosea; Eumycetozoa; Dictyosteliales; Dictyosteliaceae. The record is from RefSeq and is a predicted model, not a curated record.
AUGAAAAGUUUUCUAUUUAUUCUCUUUGCAUUAUUUUGUUUUACAAAAGCUAUUGAAAUUGAUAAAAAACCAAUAGUAACUUCAAACUUCAUUAGUCAAGAUGAUGUUUUAUAUUUAUUUGGAAAUUUUACAGAUCAAAAUGGAGGCAUCAGACUAUACUAUAAAUACUUUGAUAUAUUCAACAAAAUAGAUGAUAAUAACUUUUUUUUAUACAUUUCAAACAACAACCUAGCAAUCGCAAUUCCACACUUUUCAGGAAAUAAUGAUAUUUUUAAAAACAACGAUGAACCAAUAACUAUAAAAAUAGCAUAUGGAAACGGCAGCGAAAUUUUACCAAUUGAAACUAUUUAUGAAGUCCAAAGUAGUUUUUAUAAAAUAUCAAUAGAUAGUAACCACCAAGCUCAAUUGCAAGGUUAUUAUUUUAAAAAUAGUAAUGAAAAUACAACCACUUCUUUUCAAUUUAUAACAAAUUUAAAUGAAACCUUAAUAUGUGAUAAAAGCUCAAUAGAAAUAGGAUUUAGAAAAAAAAAUAUAUAUUGCAAAUUAAAAAAACCAGUUGAUUCAAUUAUAACAAAACUACAGUUUAUAGAUUACAAUAACAAAACCAUUACUCAAGAUAUAGAUAAUAAUAAACUCAUCUUAGAAUUACCAAAUAAAAAGAAUGGCUCAAAUGAAGCUAGCACCAAUAUGAAAACCCAAAUUCCACAAGCUGUAGAUAACAAAAAUAAUAAUGGAUAUAUCUAUAGUAUCAACAAUAAUAGUAACAAUAACAUUAACAAUAAUACAUACGGUCAAAGCCAUAAUAAAAAAUGGAUACCAAUUGCUUUAAUCAUCCCAACAGUAUCUUUAAUAUUAAUGAUAUUUUUAAUUAUUACAAUUAUUAAAAGAAUUAAAGAAAAAAAAAGAAUUAGACACCUAGAAGAGUCAAAAAGAUUAAACGAUAUAUGGUAUAAUGUAAACUAA